This is a messenger RNA of Gavia stellata (red-throated loon), 1287 nucleotides long. Its product is annotated as interleukin-5 receptor subunit alpha-like. NCBI's taxonomy places the organism in Eukaryota, Metazoa, Chordata, Aves, Gaviiformes, Gaviidae. Gene Ontology annotation, biological process: cytokine-mediated signaling pathway. The record is from RefSeq and is a predicted model, not a curated record. The coding region runs from base 1 to 1287 and encodes 428 amino acids. Gene Ontology annotation, molecular function: cytokine receptor activity; protein binding. Gene Ontology annotation, cellular component: external side of plasma membrane. The transcript is spliced from 10 exons.
AUGGCGCAUGUUACAGUCGUUUCUGUCCUGCUGAUAUUAAGUUUUUUCCAGUGUAAGACACUAUUUUCCACUAGUCUGGCAAGUGGACAACCAGAUGCAGUGGAUGCUCUUGGGCUACAUAAUGUUCUGUGGAUUACCAAGCAUGAGUCAAGAGUUAUUCUGUCCUGGAACAAUAACCUGACAAAAGAAGAAACUGAGAAGUACACUGUGAAGUAUAUUUUGAGUUAUAAAUUCUUCAAUACCACUCAUGAAAGGAAAGAAAGACUGCAGGAGAAGAAAAAGAUAAUACGUCUUCAGUUACAUUCUGGUUUUAAUGCUAAAGUUAAAACACAACUUUUUGCAAAAGAAACAGAAGACGUAAUUAAGGAGAGUGGCUGGACAGAAUAUACUUACAAGGCACCUCCAGUAUAUAUUCAGAAUCUUUCAUGCAUCAUAUAUAACAUUUCUUUUUUCAAUUGCACCUGGCAUAUUAAAGCAGAAGCUCCUGAAGAUAUCCAGAUCUUUUUUUCAUACAGACACGUAGGAAAAGAUUUUGAAUGCCAGCAAUAUAUAAAAAAUGCAAGGAAGAAAAAUAUUGGAUGCCAUAUGAAAGAAAUAUAUUUCCAACCAUCAAGAAAAAUCAAUUUAAACAUAACUGUAAGAGAUCUGAGAAAUAAUUCAAUAGGACUGUCUUAUUACAAAGCUUUUAUACCUCAGACAAUAGAGAAACUGAACCCGCCCAUCAAUGUCUCACUUUCCUUUGAAAACGGAAGUAUUAAAAUUCACUGGAAACCCCCAUCUACUAUUGGUUCUGCAACUAACACGUGCUUUUUGUAUCAAGUGAAAAUAACAGAUCGUAAGACUGUAGAUGUCACUGAAGAUAAAUAUGAGUACCCAUUUCAUAAGCCAGCAAACAAAUGUGCAGCACAAGUGAGGGUAAAGAAAGAGAGAUGCAUAAGAAACAAGAUUUGGAGUGAAUGGAGCGAACCAGUGUUUAUUCAUGAUGAAGAAACAGUGGACUUCAUGCUGCUAAGCCUCACGUUGUUUUGUCUCCUGAUCUUCCUUGGAGGUUUGCUGAUAUGUGUGUGUAGAAGGUAUAGAUGUCUGGAAGUUAUAACCAUGCCUGUUCCACAUCCUUCAGAUAAUAUCAAAACUUGGUUAGCUGCAGAUGAGACUCACCACCAGCAACAAAUAUCAAUGCAAAUGGAGAUGCACUCAGAGGUUACUAUGAGAAUACCAGAAGAGAACGGAGACGAGAACAUUCAACAACAGAAAUGUUUGAAGGAAUCGGGAUUAGAAGACCUGUAG